Racocetra persica is the source of this 301-nucleotide messenger RNA. Lineage: Eukaryota; Fungi; Glomeromycota; Glomeromycetes; Diversisporales; Gigasporaceae. The record is from the annotation of a GenBank genome assembly.
AUGUCGAGAAUUACUGGAGACAUGGAUUCUUCAUUCGACCAGAACGAAUCCACCGGUGCAAAUAUUACUGGUGGUGACUUGAAUUCUACGACUUACCAAGAAAAUUUUGGUGCUAAUGCUAUAAAAGAUUCCAGUGCUAAAGUUACUGAUAAUUUGGAUUUGCAUCAAGAAAUCUUAAAUUAUAAAGAUAUGAAAGACAUGAAAGAUAUAGAAGACAUCUCAGAAGAAUGGCUUAGAUUAUUUGCUGUUUCUGAUGAAAUGCUUGUUUCAUUUAAGCAUAGUAAUGGUCCCUAUAAUUUUG